UGUAUCCUGAGGCUCUCUUCAACUCCAUCACUCUUUGAGCAACCCCAACAAGUGCCUAAAUAGAGAGACAGUCUUAGAAGACUGGAAAGCUUCAUCUAAUGUGUCUCUGUGCUUUCAGGAGUGUGAGGCCACAAGCAGCAGAGCCAACAUUUACAUGAAAUUCCUGGUGCUGCCGACAGCAUGCAAAUCCUGAUGUCACCUGGCGGUAGCUGCUGUGCCCUAGCCAUUCUUCUGGCAGUUGUGGACUUCCAACAUGGUGGAUGCAUGCUUGUCACCAGCUCAGCAUCCCACAAAGAAGGGCAACUGGAAUUCACCUGUACUUUGUGGCACGAGAAAGACGAAGCCGAGGGGCUAAUACUCUUCUGGUGCAAAGACAGGCCUUGGGACUGUUCCCCUGAGACCAGCUUACAACAGCUAAGGGUUAAAAGGAACUCCAGGGCAGAGGGCAUCACUCAACAGUCAUCUCAGUUGGUGCUCACCAUAAAACAAGCCACACCACUAGCCAGUGGGACCUACCAGUGCUGCGCCAGAAGCCAGAAGCCAGAAAUCCACGUUCAUGGUCAUUUUCUCUCUGUUCUAGUCACGGGGAACCACACCGAGAUAACACAGAGACAAAGGCAGCACCCUGGCUUCGGCUAUAUUGAGAGCACCCUCAGUUCCGGCUUCCUGCAAGUCAAGGCCUGUGGGGUACUGGUCGCCAGCCUGGUGGCCCUUCAAGCUCUAUAAACCUUGUGGCAAAAAAGAAACCCUUCAAAAGGUACAGCAAGACAAAUCCGACAAUGCACGCAGAGAAGAAUGGUACAGGGAACGGAUGCUAAGCAGUCCAGGAAUCUGGAGGGCUAGUAAGACGGCGCACACAAGAACAGGGGCUUGCCUGCCAAGCUUCAGCUCAAACUUUUGCGCCCACACAGUGGAAGGACAGAACUGACUCCCACAAGCUGUCCUCUGACCUCCACAGGAGUGCUGUGCCCCAACCCCAAUAAACAGAACCGUUCCAAGGAUCCACAGAGCUUUGGCACACCCUUUUGGGUCUCCCCUCUUACCGCCAGCACAAGCUUGCCUUCUCCCGCCUCAGUGCUAAUAAAAAUAACAUUUUGCAAAUGUGGCUGGUGUGCUGUCCUUAA
Molecule: messenger RNA, 1124 nt
Organism: Phodopus roborovskii (desert hamster)
Lineage: Eukaryota; Metazoa; Chordata; Mammalia; Rodentia; Cricetidae
Gene: Cd160
Product: CD160 molecule
Exons: 4
Coding region: 181-726 (181 amino acids)
Biological process (GO): regulation of adaptive immune response
Cellular component (GO): plasma membrane
Molecular function (GO): transmembrane signaling receptor activity
Source: RefSeq, a predicted model, not a curated record